AUGUACAUAAAUUCUACUUGUAAAUGCGAGCGACCAUUUUUCAUUCAUGUGAGUUACAACAUUCCUAAAAUAUUAGUAGUUAAUUUGUUUGUUAUUUUUUUAACUAUUAUAAUUUUAUAAUUCAUAUAUUAUAAUUUAUAUAUGAAAAUACACUUUAGUGUAAAUUUAUUCUAAUUUUUAUAAAGAUAAGAUAUUUUUUGAUGGUAAAAUUGGUGUUGGUUUUAUCUCAUAAAUUAGUAUCAAAUUAAAAAACUUAUUAUCUAAAAUAGAAAUCUAUUUAAUAUUAAAUAGAUUCUUAUUUGAUCAUUGAAGAUAUAUACCAUAGAUUAAAGAAUAUCUUUCAAAUUAAAAUAUGUUUAUUUUACAUUUAAUAUAUAUCUUUAUUUGAUUAUAAAGUUGAAGAACAUUUCCAAUUUGGCAAUUUGCCAUGAUCUUACCAAUCAAACCCCAAUGUUUAUGUUAAUUACUUCAUCAUUACCACCAACCAUAUACACUUAUUUAAAUAAUAUUUAAAAUCUUAGCGUUACGUGCGACAUAAUUACAAAAUCACAGCUAGAUAGAGGAAGAGGAGAGAGAGAGACAGGGGCGUCGUGUGCAUCCUCCCUUUUCUCAUAGACUUUUUAAUUAAAUCAUCACUAUUUUUAAUUCUGUUCCUUACUUUAUGUAGUUGAUGUGAUGUUCUUCGAUUAUUGUAUGAUUUUUUGUGGCAUUUCUGAUCAACCUAUAGUUUUCCGUCCAUGUAUCAUCGGCAAAUCCGUGAAUCGUAGUCGGCGUUGACGGUGGAACAGAUUGUAUCAAUAUGAGUUUGGUUAAUAACAGCGUCGAGACAGUAAACGCUGCAGCCACCGCUAUAGUUUCCGCCGAGAGCCGCGUUCAGCCGACCUCCGUUCAGAAAAGAAGAUGGAGCAGCUGCUGGAGUCUAUACUGGUGUUUCGGAUCAUACAAACAAAGCAAACAAAUCAGUCACGCCCUUUUAGCUCCUGAAUCAUCAACAACAUCCAAUCCAACAGCACCAUCAACAAUCCAAAACACGAACACCACAAACACCGUCGUAUUCCCUUUCAUUGCUCCGCCGUCUUCUCCGGCGUCGUUCCUCCAAUCAGAUCCCCCCUCAGCCUCCUACUCCCCAGUCGGUCUACUCUCGUUCAAAUCCCAAGGAGUCGCGUCAUCAAUUUUCACAAUCGGUCCCUACGCUUACGAGACUCAGCUAGUUUCACCCCCUGUCUUUUCAACUUACACAACCGAACCCUCCACCGCCUCCUUCACACCCCCUCCUGAAUCCGUUCAAAUCACCACCCCUUCAUCCCCCGAAGUCCCAUUCGCACAGUUGCUGACGUCAUCGCUCGCACGUGCGAGAAAACAAAAUCAGAAGUUCCCAUUUUCACAAUACGAGUUCCAGCCUUAUAACAACACGAAGAAAUUGGGUUCACGAUUGAGUUCCGGAUCCUUGACCCCGAAUGGAUGGGGUUCGAGAUUAGGGUCGGGUUCAUUGACCCCAAAUGGAUUGGGUUCGAGAUUAGGGUCGGGUUCAUUGACCCCAAAUGGAGGCGAAAUGAGUCAGAUUUCUGAGGUGGCGUCGCUUGCCAACUCAGCAACGAAUUCACCCAAGGGAGAAACGUUGGUUGACCAUAGGGUUUCGUUUGACUUGACUCAUUUGGAUCUCGUGAACAAUCUAGAAUCUUCUAGAACUUCAUCAGGGCAUCGGGAUUUUAAUUUUGACAACAUGAAUCCGGGUGUUGGUGUGGCAUUGGGGUCCGAAAAGAAUUGGACAUUUUUCCCUAUGUUACAGACGCCGGUUAAGCCGAGCUGAGGGUAAAUGGGUAAUUUACUAUUAUGCCCUUAAGAGGUACAGAUAUCUGAUUUGUCAUUUGGGCUUUUGAUGUAUGCAAUUUAUAUAUAGAAUUUGUUAUGAGUUAGUUCGCUUUUACAUGUAUUAUGAUUGCAAAUAGAAAUAUAUUUAAAUUAUAUCGUAAUAGAAAGAUAAAUGAAAAGGACACGUGGCAAUUGGUAAUUGGAUGGUAUAAGAUGUGAAGAGUUUAUGGACGAAAAAUGACUCUUUUUCACGUCUUUUCUUGCAUUAUAACAUCCAGUUGGAGUUUAUCUUAUUAUACGACUUAUUGUGUGUCUCGUAUGUUGACAAUAUCUUAGAGUCUAGUGUUGAAG
This is a messenger RNA of Lactuca saligna, 2163 nucleotides long. Lineage: Eukaryota; Viridiplantae; Streptophyta; Magnoliopsida; Asterales; Asteraceae. The record is from the annotation of a GenBank genome assembly.